Molecule: messenger RNA, 279 nt
Organism: Rotaria sordida
Lineage: Eukaryota; Metazoa; Rotifera; Eurotatoria; Philodinida; Philodinidae
Source: the annotation of a GenBank genome assembly
AUGUAUCAAAAUGUAAGUUCAAUUCGACAAUUUACCGAAACGUUCCAUUCAACAAUUUAUCGAAAUGUAAGUAUCAAAUUAAAAUAUAAACUAUUUUUUUUAUUUAUGUACGAUUCAACAGCUGAUCGAAAUGUUCAAUUCAACAAUUUAUUGAAAUGUUCAAUUCAACAAUCUAUUGAAAUGUGCGAUUCAACAACUGAUCGAAAUGUUCAAUUCGACAAUUUAUCGAAACGUGCGAUUCAACAAUCUAUUGAAAUGUUUGAUUCAACAAUUUAUUAA